Hyaloscypha bicolor E is the source of this 1383-nucleotide messenger RNA. RefSeq names its product DUF239-domain-containing protein. The transcript has a single exon. NCBI's taxonomy places the organism in Eukaryota, Fungi, Ascomycota, Leotiomycetes, Helotiales, Hyaloscyphaceae. The record is from RefSeq and is a predicted model, not a curated record. Bases 1 to 1383 code for a protein of 460 amino acids.
AUGAUGUCUUUCGGAAUCCCGAUUUUCGUCGGGUGGCUUGCCGUUGCAACCCAAAGCGUGCGCGCAACUUACCUGCCGGAGCGCUCAGAAACAGGCGACAAAUCCUUUGUUCCGUUCCAGGAAUUCCUUAAACAGGUGAAGAGUGCCAGUUACAGCCAAUACAUGGACGCCAAUGUGAGCUCCCAAGCCGAUUUUACAGACAUGCAAAAGCAUAUCUCUCGUAUGUACGAUGGGGUUACCGCAACCAAGGUCACCUCAUUCCUUCUGGGAAAUGAAUACGGAGACUGCAUUUAUAUCAAAGAACAGCCCUCGUUUCGCCAUCUCAAGCUUAGCGGAAUUUCGGAUCCCCCUUCCAACCUCACCCUCUUCCCCAAGAGCAAAGGCUCCAUUUCGGGAAACUCUUCCUACGCAGACUCACCCCUCAAGCUCGGUCUGAAAGACCCGUUCGGAAAUCCGAUUUCUUGCCCGUCAAGCACGAUUCCAAUGGCAAGACUGACACUCGAGAAACUCACUCGUUUCAAGACCCUGAGUGACUUCUUUGCGAAAGCCCCUCGUGGUGUUGAGAAGCCCCAGGAGGUCAAAGGCCCGGAUUUCAAGCCGGAUUGGGAACCCACACACCUCCACGCUUACGCCGAGCAGAAUGUCGCAAACUUCGGCGGAAACUCCUGGCUUGACCUCUGGAAUCCCAAAGGCGAUUUCUCCCUCUCUCAGCAGUGGUAUGUAGGAGGUUCAGGAUGCGAUACUCAGACUGUUGAAGGCGGGUGGUUGGUGUAUCCCGAUGGCCCUCAUGACGAUGCCACGCUAUUCAUCUAUUGGACGAAACACUAUUACAAUAUUGGAUCCUGCGAUACGAAGAAGAACGUGGGCUGCUACAAUCUUGAUUGCGAUGGCUUCGUUCAAAUAAAUCACAACUGGUUCCUCGGUGGGCCAUGGGAUCACUACAGCACCACAGACGGACAGCAGUGGGGAUUUGAGAUGCAGUGGAAGCUGUACGCAGGCAAUUGGUGGCUCUUCCUCAAGGGGCCCGGCAGCUACGAAGCGGUCGGAUAUUACCCAACUUCGAUCUACGAUGGCGGUCAGAUGUCCAAGCAAGCAGAGCUAAUCCAAUACGGCGGAGAAGUUACAAGAAAAGUUGGCGAUGUCUGGCCUCAGAUGGGCAGCGGCGAUUUCGCGGAGAAAGGAUGGCAGAGGGCGGCUUACCAGAAUACGAUCUUUUGGAUUCCACGAGACGAGAAUGGAGGAUAUGGGGAGUGGGCGAGACUUGCGAGCCAUGAUGAAGGCUUGCCAUCUUGCUUUACUAUCGAUCUUGUCAAUUAUCCUAAUGGUGGUGACUGGGGAACUUAUUUUUACUUCGGUGGACCUGGUGGCAACACUUGCAAUUAA